CUCUAGACAAACCGUGACGCGCUGCCGCGUGUUUGGAUCCCAAAUUUUCUAUCAAACCUCUUUGUACACGACUUUCACGACCAUCCAUCCUUUGUCUCUUUCUCUUUCUACACCUACCUGAGAUGGAUCUUCAAUCACUCGCGAACUUAUUCGCGACAACUUACAAUCCUGAUCCUAAUGUACAGAAGACAGGCGAGCUCCAAAUACGCAAGAUCGGUGCACAGGAGGGCAUGCUUACCGCCCUUCUGCAGAUCAUCGCAUCCGACGGCGUUGAAUUAGCUACUCGCCAAGCUUGUAGUGUUUACCUCAAGAACCGCGUACAUACCUCCUACAUCCUCCCGCCAAAUCCACGCCCAGACCACGUUCCAAUCGCUCUAUCUGAUCGCACCGCUCUAAAGACCCAUAUCCUUCCCCUCCUCGCUGCCAGUCCCAGCCGCUCCAUCACCGUCCAGCUCGCAGCGACCCUCAAGGACCUUGUGGCGCAUGACUUUCCCGAACGUUGGUCCACCCUCUUGGAUGACGUGAAGAGGCUCUUGGGAAGUGGAGACGUGAGAGAAGUCGGAGCUGGUGUCGUGGCCGCACUCGAGUGUGUUAGAGCGUUCAGAUUCCGUCAAAAACCUGACAUUCUGCCCGGCAUUAUCACCACACUUUUCCCUACACUCGUCACCAUCGCUGAUGGCAUGCUCAAUACCUCUCCUUCCCAACCCGCAUCUCAGGAGAUCCCUGCCAUGCUGCACUUGAUUUUGAAGACGUACAAAACUGCGAUUAUCGUGAACCUUUCCCCACACCAACAGAGCCCCGAAUCGCUCGUGCCUUGGGGAAGGCUCUUAUUCCGUGUUGUUGAAAUGACUGUCCCUCCGGAGGGUGUUCCAUCUGAUGAAGAGGACCGGGAGAGAUGUGAAUGGUGGAAGGCUAAGAAGUGGGCGUACGGAAUUCUCGGCCGACUAUUCCAUCGCUUCGGCAAUCCCUCUCAGCUCCCAUCGCCGAUGCAGAACGAGUAUGGCAUAUUUGCCGAGCAUUUCGUGACUACCUUCGCGCCUGAAAUCUUCAAGGUGUACCUCCACCAAGUCGAGCUAUACGUGUCUGGACAAGCAUGGCUCGGCAAGAAAUGCCAAUACCAGAUCUUCCAGUUUUUCACUGAAUGUAUUAAACCCAAGUCAACAUGGAUACUUCUGAAACCCCAUGUUGACAGCCUCGUGGCCAACUUUGCAUUCCCCCAGCUCACCUUCAACGCACACAAACAGACCAUGUGGGAGGCCGAUCCCGUAGAAUACGUCCGUGCCAGCGUCGACGAAUACGAAAACUUUUCGUCUCCUGUGAGUGGCGCGACCUCGUUCCUCCUCUCCCUCGCAAGCAACCGCACAAAAACGUCCUUCCUCUCGAUGCUUCAGUUCAUCAACACCGUCUUGCGCUCGAGUCCUUCGCCAGCUCAGCGCUUCGGCGCGCUUACGAUGACAGCAGUGCUCGGCCCCUUCAUCGUACGCCAUCCUGAGGUUAAAGGAAGCAUAGAGCAGUUCAUGGUGCAGUACGUCCUACCGGAGUUCACAGCGCAGGAGCCAUACUUGCGAAGUGCAGCAUGCGAAGUGCUAGGUGUGGUGACAAAGGCUGGUAUCACGUGGUCUAGUGAAGAGAACUUGAACAACCACUCUCGCGCUGUUGCGGUGGCUUUGGACGACCGCGAACUCCCAGUACGUGUGCAGGCCGCGCUGGCUAUCACCGAGCUGGUUGUAGUUCACGACGCUGUCAGGGACGCUGUUUCUCCGCAAGUUGGCAAGGUCGUGCAAGAUCUUCUCAAGCUCUCCGAUGAGACAGACCUCGAUAUCCUCAAUCACAGCAUGGAAGCUAUGGUCGACCGCUUCCAAAACGAGCUUCUUCCCGUGGCCUCUCAACUCACCGCACGUCUGUGUGAAUCUUACUUACGCCUUGCGAGAGAAGGCUUGGCGCAGCAAAACGAAGCAGUUCUGGACCACCUCGAUGUGGACUCGCUCGUGUCGGACGGCGAAGAUGACAAAGUAUACGGCGCUAUGGGCGUCGCCAAGACUAUUGGGACUGUUGUUUCGUGCAUCGACUCCUCGCCUGAAAUUCUUUCACAAGUGCAAGAGGUAAUCAUACCCAUCAUCCGGUUCACCCUUGAGAAUAAGUUGAUCGAUUUGUUCGAUAAUAUGUACGACCUCGUAGACGCCCUUACCUUCCGUCUUCACGCUAUAUCUCCGAAUAUGUGGCCGGUGUUCGAGUUGACGUAUGAUCUCUUCAAAGGGGAUGCUGUUGAUUUCCUUGAUGAAAUGCUUCCCUCGUUGGACAACUUCGUGUCGUAUGGUACAGAGGUGUUGAAGGCCCGCCCCGACUACAGGCAGAAGGUGCUCGACAUGUACCGCACGGCUAUGACGAGCCCACAGCUGGGGGACAACGACAAGAUCAACGGGUGUAAGCUAGCAGAGUCGAUGCUCCUCAACUUGCACGGCCAUGUUGACGAUCUCAUGCAAGACAUUAUCGCAAUUGCCGCUGAUCACAUCGACAAAGGCGAGACUGCUUCCUUCCGGCUUGCUAACCUCGAAGUUCUCAUCAACGCCGUGCUUUACAACGCCUCUGCUGCGUUACACUUUAUGGAGGCUUACAAGCCUGGACUUGCGCGCGUGUUCUUCGAUCGCUGGUUCGCAGCUAUCAACACCGAUAACAAGCUCCCUCGCGUGCACGACAAGAAACUGAGCAUUUUGGCGCUGUGUAAGUUGUUGGAGAUGGAGGCUGGUGCGAUUCCGGAGGGGUUGAGGGAUGGGUGGCCUGAGAUUGUGGGUGGUGCUUUGAAUAUCUUCAAGACGCUGCCUCAGGCCGUUGCGAAGCGUAAGACGUUGGAGGACCAGCUUGUUGAAGGGGAUGAUGAUGACGAUGAAGACGAGACGAGGUAUCUGAAUCUCGAGGGAGAGGAAGAUGAGGACGUCUGGGACGAAGAUUCCGCGUAUCUCGAGAUCUUAGCAAAGGAGGGUGCUCGUCUGAGAGAAAAAUCCGAGAAAGCAGCAACCGGGGACGACGAGUCAGAUACAUCUGAAGAAUCAGAGAUUGAAGAAGAACUUGGGUUUUUCAGUUUGCUAGACACGAUCAACCCGUAUGUUACGUUUAAGCAGGCAUUGCAAACAUUCCAGAAUCAAAACGCUGCUCUAUACCAGGCUGCGACCACGAUGCUCACGGUUGAGCGACAGACUAUGCUUAUGGAGGUGGUGGCGAUGGCGCAGAGCCAGGUUGGGGCAUAGUUGAGGUUGUACUAAUAUUUGUCUGUUUUACAUAGUUGUUGUGGUGGUUGUGGUAUUUCGGCUUGUUCAAUGGGUCAUUGACAUUGUGCGCUUUGUACUUAUACGAGGGAAUGGCUGUCUUGCAUAUAGUGGUCUGCCUAUGUCCUAGGAAAGACUACAUGCAUUGCGCAUACAUCAUCCCUUAUUGUGAAGGCCCGGGACCGAUCGGUGCUGCUGGCCCUUCGGACCUCU
Suillus paluster is the source of this 3476-nucleotide messenger RNA. RefSeq names its product armadillo-type protein. Lineage: Eukaryota; Fungi; Basidiomycota; Agaricomycetes; Boletales; Suillaceae. The record is from RefSeq and is a predicted model, not a curated record. Gene Ontology annotation, biological process: protein import into nucleus; isoprenoid biosynthetic process. The coding region runs from base 123 to 3245 and encodes 1040 amino acids. The transcript has 22 exons. Gene Ontology annotation, cellular component: nuclear envelope; cytosol. Gene Ontology annotation, molecular function: catalytic activity; small GTPase binding.